CGCCAAGCCCUUUUGUAACGGUCUGCGUGAAAUCAGAUAGAUGAUCACGAUGGUAAGACAGAUGUAUAUCUGUCACGUAAUAGUUGUCACUCAUCCACAAACCGUUACGACAGGGAAAAAUGACUUAUUAUGAAUUAUUAUUAUCUUAUCGGGCGAAAAAAAGCCACAAAAAACACUAAUUUUUCAAACUAAAUUUGUGUCCAAGGGAGUAAUCGGAUAGGGGAGUGUUCGCGCCACCACCUUUAUUUGCAUUGAUUUUACGUCAAGCGCAGUAAUAUGGGGUAUCUCCAUUUAUGGAUGAACAUUUGCCUUUCAAAAACUGAGUAAGAAUAUGAACGAUGUGCCAAGGUGCUUGGGAUUUAUAAAGAAUAGAAGUAAACCCACGAACACUGAAAUCAUCCAGUGGCCAGACGAAAAACUUAAGUGUACCUGUUUCUAAGCCAGGAUGCUGCUGAAGGUGGCGUGUUGCGCCCUCGCGCUAGUAUGUGUCAGCGCCGACAUCUACUUACACAACCCUCGAGGAUCAAAUAACCGGUUGAACGAAAAAUCCGCCAACCGUAAAAAUGCUAACAGGGGGUUCGAUUCACAGAACAAUAACAGAGGAGGUUAUAACGUUGGGGACAAGACAAGCCAAGCGUUCGCCACCGAGGAUGAUCAAUAUCAAAUGAAAUAUUUCCAAAGUGGAGACGACCCAGAGGCGUCACCUAGCAACCUGGUCGUGGAAUGGACCAAUCAGCACGGUUGUGGCGGAAGCGAGGACGAUGACCCUCACAAGGUCAACUGUAACCUCGUGCUACAGUACAUGUGUCAGCCAGCUGACGUAGAACAAGGCGAACUUCACAGGAUCAGGGACGGGCUUACCACGAACACGCAAGGUUACACCCGCCUAACAUCACUUACCGAGGACCGCGCCACUUUCGAAGCUCGCAGAGCAGGGCAAGUGAAAGAAGAUCGAUUUCUUCAAGAGCCAUUUGAGUGGUACGACAAGUGUUUUGUUCGGGAGAGAAAUAAAGGUCUUUUCACCGCUGAUCAGGACCUGCGCAGAAACAACGGUCUGCGUGUCAGCAGCGCCAUCUACACAAGACAGAACAGAAAUGGCCAAAGAAGAGGCUACGAGUGCCCCGAGGAGAGAGAUUACUACCCAUACUGGCAUCCCACACCGUGGAAGGAUAUCGUUGUCUUGGCAGAAAACGCUAGUCUGUGCGAUACACAUUACAGAAGCAAGAGUUUCAACACCCAUAAAUACGGAGAGUGUGUUGAGGGCGGCCGCCAUUUUUCCAAAUAUAACAACCCCGAUGCUUGUACGAAUGCUGGACACCAGUGGGUAGAGUUCUCCAACUAUCUGGAAAUCUCCACUGAGGAUAACCGGGCAGACUGUGAAGCGGCAGGUCGCGUGUGGGCAGUACCAUACGAUGCAGUCACUGGGACUACGGAACAGAAAUGUCUCGUCCCUCUACCGGAAGUCGACUGCAUGGAGGCGCCAUGGUCAAGAGUUAAUCAUAAUGGUAACGGCAAGGACGGUGUGCCACUCAACUAUACUUGGGUUUUGCCUUACUUUCCUUCCGGGAAAGAUCAAAAAUGUGUUUUCAGAAUAAGGUACAACAUCACCACUGACGAUUACGACCCCUACAACACCGACUCGACAGAGAACGGCGCCGCAAAUUCUCCGGUCACCAACAACCCCAAUGUGGACAUCGGCGCCGACCUCUCGCCUCUCCGCCUGAAUAUAAACACCGCCCAGUUCGGCAGGGUGUUCCAGGACCGUUCACACGCCUUCAUCCUCAGAUCUCGCCCUGCAGAAAUACAAGGGACGCUGCACAACCUCAACGUCCGCGGAAAGAGGGGAAACAUUGUGCAAACGUACCCGGCUGUGGAGUACGAUUUUAUUCCCACCGAACUACACAUGACUGAAAACGACUUGGUGCACGUUCAAUGGACAGAUUUUCCAGGCUCUAACACACACAACAAUGGCGCCCCUGGCGGCGACGGCCAGACGGGUGAUGCGGGACAGGGCAAAGCCGGCACAGACAGACAUAACUUUGUCGAACUUUUGGACCGGAACCACAACUUCCCCAAGCCGUUCGAGCAGUCGACCUUCUGGCAGAAUGCAGAAGUAAAAUGGAUAUACUAUGGCAGCACGGCAUCAACAGCUAAAGGUCUUGCCUUGAAUAUGGCUACUUCUGGAUAUUAUGAAUGCGAUACGGAUGAUUGCAGCGGCGUUGUUGGGAACAAGGAUGAACUUAAUGCCCAACUUGACAACGCUCCGGCUUCUUACGAAGGUGUAGUGCUGCGUCUGAACCAGGGCACGUAUCACUACAUGAGCUCCCGGAAUAACGCCUUCACCAACAGAAGUCAAAAGGGGACCGUCCACGUGCACCAGGGUUGAGGCGGAGGGAACGACUAGAUCGGCUCGUUUUAUUGCGUUUAGACAGAGUGGCUGAAGUUGCGCAAUGAAGAAAACAAUUUAAAAGACUCAGUGAAAUAUGAUAUAUACGCUAUGUAAAUGCACUAGCACACAGUACUGUUUACAGCUUCUCCAUUUUGCCUGGAAUUAAAUUUUUUAAUUCAUAAUGGCAAAAUCGAUGCCAAACCGCCAUUCUCUCUCUCUCUCUCUCUCUCUCUCUCUCCAGACACGAUGCAUUUAAUUGCAUUGUUAAACACACAUAAAGAUAAACCAUUCUAAAAGACCAAUUGAGUGCAGGAGUAAUAUAGGGGUUAGAAUAUUAAAAGAGCAUAACGCAAUGAGGUCCGGCCAUUUUGUCUAAACGCAGUUUUAGCGAUGUCACUUUUGUAUACGAAAGGAAUAGGAGAAAAAAGUACAACGAUCUUAGAAGUCGAUAAACUAUGAAAACAUGCUUAAAUACACUUUGAUGCCAAUAUUAACGUUACAGAAUAAUGCCAUUGGUAUUUGACUUUAUCUGCGCUGUUAGGUGUUGAUUAUUGUUAACCAUAUUUGGAAUGUUCCUGAACAUUCGGUUUAAUAUUUAAAAGACUUAUUUUGAUAAAACAAUGUUAUUUCUAAAUUUCUACGUUUUUAUUUUAGAUAGGUGAAAUUUGUUAUAAAAAAUAAGACUUUUGCGAAUGGAGAUCGAUGAUUUUGCUUACCUAGUUCUACAUCCAAGUCAAAUAAGGUCACCAUGGUCGUUUCCACUUACAUCGAAUAUGCAUGCCAGUACUUGAAUAAAACUCCUACA
This is a messenger RNA of Lingula anatina, 3194 nucleotides long. Its product is annotated as protein DD3-3. The record is from RefSeq and is a predicted model, not a curated record. NCBI's taxonomy places the organism in Eukaryota, Metazoa, Brachiopoda, Lingulata, Lingulida, Lingulidae.